Molecule: messenger RNA, 807 nt
Organism: Cuscuta europaea
Lineage: Eukaryota; Viridiplantae; Streptophyta; Magnoliopsida; Solanales; Convolvulaceae
Source: the annotation of a GenBank genome assembly
GUGGAGAGAGCAUGCAAUCAUUCAGCAAGUGAUCUUGUAUGCUUCGCAUGGUACAUGCGCAUGGUACACCGAUCCCACGGUAUAAUUUGCCACUUAUCUCCUUUCUUUCCUUCCUUUUUUCUUUUAUCCUUUCUUUCCUUCCUUUUAUCUUUCUUGCUUUAGCCAACACCUCUCUCCUUUCUUUCCGGUCGUCUUCUCUGGCCAACUGCCGGCAAAGACAUAAUUUAUGUUGGAGCUCCGAUCGUGUUCUCCAGUCAUUGCAUCAACGCCGUCGACGGGAUGCCGCUGCCUGGUUGCCACUACCGCUGCCCCUUGGUUCAUCCUCCUGGGAACUUUGUCAACCUUUCUUCCCAACUUUCAAUCCCAUGAAAAGCCGAUCUAUUUUUGUAGUUUUAAUUUAUUUCUCUUAUUUUUGUUGUAUAUCCAUGGUUUGAUACUUGGACUGACAUGUCAAAAUCCAAAAACGAAAUUGAAGUAGAGAAACAUCGGUGCUUGGGGUUUGUCAGCUAAAGAGGGAGAGACCCCAAAAAUGAAACCAAAGGAAAUUAACGGGGAGGGAGCACUGGACGAAGACAUAGUGAAUGGGGAGGGUGAGGAACGAAGAAGAAAGAAAAAGAAAGGAAAAAUAAAAAGAAAAAAGAGAAAAAGCCAUGUGUCACCACGUGUCGCCACAUGUUUCCUUUUACCCGAUGACCGGUUGGUUACUUGGCAAAAAGUUGAAUUGAACAUUUUUUCUUAGUUCAGGUGUUUAAUUGGGUGUUUUUUGAAUUCAAGGGCUUAAUUGACAUUUUCAGUAUAGUACGAGGG